Mugil cephalus (flathead mullet) is the source of this 2480-nucleotide messenger RNA. RefSeq names its product adenosine kinase a (gene adka). Gene Ontology annotation, biological process: purine ribonucleoside salvage. NCBI's taxonomy places the organism in Eukaryota, Metazoa, Chordata, Actinopteri, Mugiliformes, Mugilidae. Bases 72 to 1214 code for a protein of 380 amino acids. Gene Ontology annotation, molecular function: adenosine kinase activity. The transcript has 11 exons. Gene Ontology annotation, cellular component: cytosol; nucleus. The record is from RefSeq and is a predicted model, not a curated record.
UAGUCUGACCGCAUUUUCUUCCCACACCUCCACCGGCUAAGGUGAUUGCAACGUGCUUUUCUCAAUCAGCCAUGGCGUCUGACGAACCCAAAGCAAAGAAACCUAAACUCUCGGAGGAGGAGGAGGAGAAGAAGGAGAAAAAGGAGAAAAAGACAGAGUCUCCGACCAAAGAGACUCCUGCCAAACUAAGCCCAAACUCACUCUUUGGGAUGGGAAACCCUUUACUGGACAUCAGUGCCGUAGUGGACAAAGACUUCUUGGACAAGUAUUCUCUGAAACCCAAUGAUCAGAUCCUGGCUGAAGACAAACACAAAGCACUGUUUGCGGAGCUAGUGAAGAAGUUCAAAGUUGAGUACCACGCUGGAGGAGCCACACAGAACUCUAUAAAGAUUGCUCAGUGGAUGAUCCAAGAACCUCAUAAUAUAGGCACCUUCUUUGGCUGCAUUGGCAAAGACAAGUUUGGUGAGAUCCUGAAGAAGAAGGCUGAGGAGGCCCACAUCGACGCCCACUACUAUGAGCAAGAGGAGGAGCCCACAGGGUCAUGUGCUGCUUGCAUCACGGGUGACAACAGGUCACUAGUAGCUAACCUAGCCGCUGCUAACUGCUACAAGAAGGAAAAACAUCUAGACCUGGAAGAGAACUGGAAGCUGGUGGAAAAAGCCAAAGUCUACUACAUAGCUGGUUUCUUCCUGACCGUCUCUCUUGAGUCCAUCCUAAAAGUGGCAAAGCACGCCUCUGAAAAUAACAAGCUGUUUUGCCUGAACCUCUCUGCACCCUUCAUCUGCCAGUUCUUCAAGGACAACCUCAUGCAGGUCAUGCCCUACGUGGACGUGCUGUUCGGCAACGAGACGGAGGCAGGUACUUUUGCUGAUGAGCAGGACUUUGAGACCAAGGACAUUAAGGAAAUUGCCAAGAAAGCCCAGGCUUUACCCAAAGUCAACACAAAGAGACAGAGGAUUGUAGUUUUGACCCAGGGGAAGGAUGAAACCGUUAUAGCCCAAAGUGACAAGGUUGACACCUACCCUGUACUUACAAUUGAUCCCAAGGACAUCGUCGACACUAACGGUGCUGGUGAUGCGUUCGUAGGAGGUUUCCUGUCUGAGCUUGUCCAGGAGAAGUCCCUGGAUAAGUGCGUGAAGGCGGCUCAUUACGCCGCCAACGUCAUCAUCAGACGAGCGGGAUGCACCUUUCCAGAAAAACCCGACUUUAACUGAAACCUACACAUUUUUGCCUCCACAAAUCUUGACCCAUUAUUGCCUAUUUUAUAUAAAUACUUCCCUUAGUGGGUUUUAUUUUUGUGUUUAGUUUUUUUUAAUUCAGCCACCCGUCCUCGUUAUUUUUUUUUAAUUAUUUCUUACCAACUAAGAUUUUGGCACGACCUUAAACGUGCCUGUCUCCGAGUUCUCCACUUGGGGCCACUAGAGGAUUGUGUUUUAUAUAAAUGGCAAGGAAGAAAUCAUGGUGACACCAGGGAAUGUGAAUGGGUUAAAAUCGGAAUGUAAAAACCUGUGUUCGUGGACUGUUGUUUUGGGAUUGUUAAAGUGUUGUGGCUGUGACGCCCGUCAGACUCUACUGCGAAAGGCUGUUUCAGCGGGAAGGAGGCGCAUCAUGCUCGGAAGACUAAAGAAUAAAACAUCACUUUCAAGGGAGGUUUUGGAUGCCACACGUCAACGUGCAGUGGUCAUUUGUUAUAGGAGUUUAGAUUUAAUUUAACAAGCCAGUUGUGUUAAAUGUUUUUAGUAAUGGACGCGUUCUUAAAUGUGUCCAAGCUUCUAAGUCCUGUGAUGUUCAGAUUUAGUUUGUUUUGUCUGAACUGUUUCAGAGUAGCUGCACUAAGAAUCGAGUGCCUUUUAUUUCCUCCUCCUGUAAAUGUUAGAAUUUACAGAAUAAGAUUAUAUACUUGGAAGUUCUCUGCCAGAGGAACACAGUGGGCAUUACAACAGACCUCUGCUGUUUUUCACUUGGAGCUGGUUGUCUGUCUUCUUAAAGGCUGUUUGUGUGUGUGUUUAUCUCCUGCAAAAUCAUAGCAUAAGGAACCCGGCUUGAGGACUUCCAGCUAUGUUAAAACAGACAAUGAAUUUUUACCUAAUUGGAUUUUAAUAAUUUUGUUGGAUGAUUUCAGUUACAAAUAGAAGAUAUUGGAUAGAAAAAGUGAGUAACAUAAGCUAACCGUUACAAGGGGCCAAACAUUUCAAACAGACUGUUCACAUGACACCGUCACGGUCUGUGCAACACUGAGCUCAACGCUUGAACAUAACAUCAUAACAUAAGAUUUUUAAAAAGUGCAGGGCUUAUGUGAUAGGAAGAAACUUACCUGGUAGUGCUAAAGUAACACCGUUCUUCCAUUAAAUAGCUCCUUUGUACGUUAAGAUGCACCUCAACAGCCUUACGUGACCUUUUGCUUCCUUCAACACUCGAGUCAACCUUGUGUGCAGCCGACCGAUGUCCUGACACUGACAAAUAAAACAUCAUGUCAUUCA